AUGUCAAAUAAUGUGAUUAUUAAGAAAGAUAAUCCAAGGGCCUUCUCCAUUCCUUGUACCAUUGGGGUAUAUCUGUUCUCUAAGGAACUUUGUGACCUAGGAGCAAGUAUCAAGUUGAUGCCCUUAGCUAUCUUCAAAAGGCUUGGGUUAGAUGCUCUGAAUCCAAUAACAAUGCGGCUCUUGAUGGCUGAUUGGCCUAUCAAACGAUUGAUAGGUGUGCUUUAUGAUAUCUUGGUAAAGUUGGAUAAGUUCAUUUUCUUUGAUGAUUUUGUUGUGUUGGAUUGUGAAAUUGAUGUCGAGAUCCUAAUUAUCUUAGAGAGACCUUUCUUGGCUACCAAAAGGGCCUUAGUGGAUGAUGAAAGUGGAGAGUUGAAGUUUGGAGUGAACAACAAAGAGGUCAAUUUUAAUGUGUGCAAGUCUAUGAAACACCCAUGCGAUAUGCAUGUCGUAUCUUAUGUUGAUGUUAUUGAUGAUGAUGUGGCAAGUGUUAGUGAAAUUACUUGUCAUGGAGAGUUGUUGGCGGUUGUAUUAUUGAAUUAUGAUGGGGAGGAGAUCUGUGAUUAUGAUGAGGUAGUCGUUGCACUUGUGGGGUCGGGUUCCUUUCCAUCCAACCCCAAGAAACUUGUUAUUGAUUUUAAGAAUAGGAAAAGUCCAUCAAUUGAAGAACCCCCAAGGUUAAAGUUGAAAGCCUUGCCUUCUCAUCUUCGCUAUGUGUUUUUAGGAGGUAAAAACACCUUGUUAGUUAUUGUUGCAAAUGAUUUAUCGGAGGAACGGGUUGAUGCAUUGAUUGGGGUGCUAAAAAGGUUCAUCAAAGCAUAG
This is a messenger RNA of Solanum stenotomum, 819 nucleotides long. RefSeq lists its product as uncharacterized. The record is from RefSeq and is a predicted model, not a curated record. The transcript has a single exon. Lineage: Eukaryota; Viridiplantae; Streptophyta; Magnoliopsida; Solanales; Solanaceae. The coding region runs from base 1 to 819 and encodes 272 amino acids.